GGCAGCAUGACCAGGGAUUAAUUAUUCAAGGACUGCCAACUAAAGGGGGAGUCAUCUGAUAGCUGGGACUUAUAACAAGCGGGUAUCAGGUGAAACAGUGCACUUUGUUAGGUGUUUUUUUUUUUUUUUGUGCUUGCUUUAUGCUUUAGUUGUACCUUUGAUGCUGUAUGUGAAGAAUUGAACUUUUAAAUACUUCCAAGAGGUUUUUAUCGCAUUUUGGUUUUAUCUGUUUUUUUAGUUAUUUGCUUUUUGCCAAUGCUUGUGCCAAACAAACAAUUGGGUCUUGGACGAUCCCACAGCUGGGACACAUUAGGGGGGAAUGAGGGUCAGUGGGAGAGGCAGUGUGAGAGUGUGUACGACCAGCAAGCGAGAGUAGCAGGCCGACGGAACUCCCUGUCCUACGGGGAGGGAGGAGGGUGGUACGAGGCUCCACCGGGGGUGCAUCCCCCUGACCUGGAUUUGAAACGUGCUUCAUAUUCCCACCAAGACUCUUCCUACGGACAGGUUUACACAGAGCGGCAAGACCUACGCGGACUCAGGAAGAGCUCUGUGCCUGACAUAAACCACUACGAACGGGUACCAAUGGCUCACCGCGGAUCCAUUCCACAUCAAGAUUACUACUCUCAUGACCCAGCCAUGACUCCUCGGCCACCUGAGGGCCUUUACAGGUCAGAGCACCAGCCUCCUCACCCUCAUCAACUCAGCAGGUCGGGCUCCCAUUUUGGAAUGGCUCCUGGGGCUCGUGCUGUGUGGGACCAAGGUCAGCCAAGCAGAACUGGACCUCAAGCUCCUUCAUCACCUCUGCCUCAGCCACCACCUCGAACAGCCCAUGAGUUAAGUCGGACUUACAGAGAACCUGGGGCUGUAACUGUUGCCAAGAUUAUACAAGACGGCCAACAACGCUUACCUUCCAGAGACCCACCUCCUGCUCACUAUGGUAUGGAUCAUCCAUCACCUCGGUAUGCCAGUGAACCUCCCCCUAUGACUGCGCAGUCGGUCUAUACAGAUGUUGAUGGACGCCCAUUGGAUUCACAGCAGCAAGUUGCCACCUGUCUCGUAGUUGAUCCAGCUACUCAAGGUAUGAUGAGGCAAGAGUCUGCAUCGCCUUACACCAUCCAACAACAGCAGCAGUUUCAACAGCAACAAUUGCAACAGCAACAACUUCAGCAGCAACAAUUGCAACAGCAACAACUUCAGCAGCAACAGCUGCAACAACAACAAUUACAACAGCAACAACUACAUCAACAACUCCAACAGCAUCAAUUACAACACCAGCAACUUCAGCAGCAACAAUUGCAACAACAGCAACUUCAACAUCAACAAUUGCAACAACAGCAACUACAACAGCAGCCAAUUCAACAACAGCAGUUACAGCACCAGCCGCUUCAACACCAGCCUGUACAGCAGCAGCUUCAACAAGAACCAUUGCAGCAGCAUCUGCAACAGCAACAGCCGCUUCCACCUCCACCCACCAUGCCAAUGUCUGAUCCUAACCUUGUUCUGUCUUCUCCACUUCCAGCUCCACCUGCUCAAAUGCAAACUGCAGCGGUUGUCACAGCUGUACCUGCACCUGUUCAGGCUGCCCCUACUCCAGCCCCUCCUCCUCCAGCUUCCCCACUUCCUGCUCCACCUUCUGUGCCUCCCACAUCUGUCCCACAGACACCUUUGCCUGUGGACCCCAAGAAGACAGUGGAUCCAGAAUUCCUUUCCUUGCUGCGAAAUGAAGGUCUCUCAGAGAGCACCAUUUCUUCACUCAUCCAGCAGGGCUUUGACUCUAGUAGCUUGUUAGCUGUUAUGGAGGAAAACGAUGUCCGCACUGUCGCGCCCAACCUUGGCCAAGCUCGUGUGCUGUCUCGUCUGCUUCAUAACUGCAAACGACCCAUUGAAGCUACUCCAGCCCCCUCCCGGCCUCAAACGCCCAUGCGAGGUCGCUCUAAUAGCUUCAGCCAUCGUUCAGACAUCUACCACCAACAACAUCACCACCAUCCACCAAACUUUUCUCAGGCUUUGGCUGUGGAUUCUCAACUAAUGCCCCCACCAACCCCUGGGGUCAUGCCAACCAUUUCCCCAAGGAUAGGAGAAGUAAUAAGUCGGAGGCCAAGCAGUGCACCCUCUCAAAACCUCCUUGAAGCCGCAGGGGGCUACCCAAGCCAACCACCUCGUUCCCCUGGGGCAUACACCGGAGCCCUUAUGCCUGUCCACUCAAGACCAAUGUCUGCCUAUUCCGCUGGGGUAACAAUGCCUGGGGUGCCUAUGCCAGGUAUGCAGAUAAUACCACAGCAGAUGUCUGGGUCAAUGCCUGCCCUACCAGGAUCCAUUCAUUCUAUCCCAGGUAUGCCACAGCACAUGCCUGUAUCGUUGCCGGCAUUACAGCAGCCUCCCCAGCAAGUACCAAAGGCAUACUCCACCAAUUACACAGUCCCCAUGGAGCUGAUGAAAAGGGACAGGAAUUUACUGCCAUUGUCCCCCAUGCAUAGCCCUCACCCAAGCCCUCAGCUGACACGUAAGGGUGGAGGUCCUGCAACAGACAAUGCCCUGGUCCCUGUGGGAGCUCCUGUUCAAGGCCAAAGUGGGCUGACCGCUAACCAGAAGUUAAGCCGACGCACGGGUCCUCCUGUCAUUGUUUCCACCAUGGCAUCUCCUGACACAAGAGAUGGAGGUAUUUUCCAGGGUGAUAAUGAACUCUGCAGGGGUGUGAUGAUGAGACACGGGAACAGCUCGGGAGCUACAGGUGUGUUCGGUAUCCGGCCCCAGAUUAUGAAUGGGCCUAUGCACCCGCGACCCCUGGUGGCAUUGUUGGAUGGGCGGGACUGCACCGUGGAGAUGCCCAUCCUCAAAGACUUGGCCACUGUGGCUUUCUGUGAUGCCCAGUCCACACAGGAGAUACAUGAAAAGGUGCUGAACGAGGCCGUGGGGGCCAUGAUGUACCACACCAUCACCCUGACCAGAGAGGACCUGGAGAAGUUCAAGGCACUGCGCAUCAUCAUCCGCAUCGGCAGCGGCUACGACAACAUCGACAUCAAGGCUGCCGGGGAGCUUGGCAUUGCAGUGUGUAACAUUCCCUCUGCGGCUGUAGAAGAAACAGCAGACUCAACCCUUUGUCACAUCCUCAACCUGUACCGGCGAAACACCUGGCUCUACCAGGCUCUCCGAGAGGGCACGCGGGUCCAGAGCGUGGAGCAGAUCCGGGAGGUGGCGUCUGGGGCGGCCAGGAUCCGAGGCGAGACGCUUGGCCUUAUUGGAUUUGGGCGCACAGGCCAGGCAGUGGCAAUGCGGGCCAAGGUGUUCGGCUUCAACGUGAUCUUCUACGACCCUUACCUGCAGGAUGGCUUGGAGCGUUCGCUUGGAGUCCAGAGGGUCUACACACUACAGGAUCUGCUGUACCAGAGCGACUGCGUGUCCCUGCACUGCAAUCUGAAUGAACACAACCACCACCUCAUCAACGACUUCACCAUCAAACAGAUGCGCCAAGGUGCUUUCCUGGUCAACACGGCACGGGGAGGUCUUGUGGAUGAGAAAGCUCUGGCUCAGGCCCUAAAGGAAGGCAGGAUACGAGGCGCUGCAAUGGAUGUCCACGAGUCGGAGCCUUUUAAUUUUUCCCAGGGCCCUCUUAAAGACGCCCCCAACUUGAUCUGUACCCCCCACACCGCCUGGUACAGCGAGCAGGCAUCGCUGGAGAUGAGAGAGGCCGCUGCCACAGAAAUUCGGAGGGCAAUCACUGGUCGUAUUCCUGACAGCCUGCGAAACUGCGUCAACAAAGAGUUUUUCGUUACCUCGACGCCCUGGGGAAUGAUGGAGCAGCAGCAGCCUCAGAUUCACCCUGAGAUCAAUGGUGCUGCCUACAGAUUCCCUCCUAGCGUGAUGGGCGUCGCACCCGGCGGGAUAAUCGGACCUAUGGAGGGAUUGGUGCCUGGGGGAAUGCCCAUCGCCCACACUCUGCCCCCUGGCUCCCAUCCGUCACAGGCUGCCUCCCCACAUCAGCCCUCCAAACAUGGCGACCCCAUGAGAGAGCAUAUGACUGAGCCAUAGUGGGACCGGUGCCGGAGUCGAUGACGGUCAUGAAAUCAGUGUAAAAAACUAUGGAUCAGACCAAGUCAACCCAUCCAAAAGUAAGCUUGACUUCAGCCAUCUGGACCUACCAGCAAACUGCCUGCCGGGCAAUGUGUUACACACUCAUUUUUUGUAUGAAACCACUAAACCCAAGUGAGGACAGUGAAUGAUGGUGCACACCUGAGCUGCCACACCAAGAUGGGACUGAGCAACUGAAAAACUCCUGCGCAGAAGAUCCAAAAUCUCUCCCAGUUUCAGAUUUUUUUUUUGCUCCUCACUGAACUAAGUGACGUAUUGCUUUAUAUCUUUACCAUUCUGUAUAUAUGAGGGAGGUUUCUUCUGACUUCUGGGACGUGUUACCAGGAACUAAAGGCUGAAUGGAAACCUGACCCCCAUCCCCCCCAGGUUUAAAGGACAACCUUGUCAACCCUAAUUUUUCCCUUUAGUUUUUCUCCUCAUUUCUGCACAAAUAUGUCCUGUGUUACUUCUUUUUUUCUACAUUCUGUUUGGUUUGUUUUCUGUGCUUCUGUUGAAAAUCAGUAUCUGUUUAUUCUGUUAUUCAGUGUGUGAAAAUUAAAGGGUUUAUACUCAUGUUUAGCAGACAGGAAAAAUCAGGAGUUUCUUAGAUCUGAGCUCUAAUUUUGCCUGUUUCUGUUUGUAAAGGGUUGACCCCCCAGAAUGUAAAGAAAAGAUAAGAUAAUUGGGAAAUAGUAUUAAAUUGAGAUCAAAUCUUUCAAAGUACUUCAGACAAUUGCUGGUUAUGAACACAAUAUUAUCUGUUGGCAUCCAAAGGACCUGAUUUGCAUGGCAGCAACACACUUGGGAGAUAUGAAUGCUUUGGGGUGGGAGGGGAAUAGAAACAGGAAAUGUCUUACUCAGGAAAAACAAAAACAUUCAAUCUGAACAGAACAGGAAGAAACUCUGGAUUACUGCAUUUCUUUCUCCAUUGUGGUAUUUUUUAUAAAUCAAAUGUAAAUUUUUUUGAUCUUGAAGGUUUUCACUCCUGUUAGAUUUGUAUUUCCUUGUUAAAUGUUCAUAUAAGUGUAGUCUGAUGUGGCCGACCCCACCCUCGCUCGCUCUUGUUAUAGUUCCUCCUUUGUUUUCCCUGCUGUGACGAGAGCCAGAUGGGGUUCCAGGAAGCUCUGUGAACAAGCAGCGGCCCAAUCUGUCCAUUCCUUCAACACCAAGACUUUAGCAAGACGUGGCUGCUAGCAGAUUGUUUGGUUUUUAGUGUGAGUAUUUGUAUUUGUUUCUUGUAUAAGGUGAACAUAUAGCAUACAGUGCAGCUCGAACCAAUAAAUAAAACUUACUGUUCUGAUUCA
Molecule: messenger RNA, 5372 nt
Organism: Girardinichthys multiradiatus
Lineage: Eukaryota; Metazoa; Chordata; Actinopteri; Cyprinodontiformes; Goodeidae
Product: C-terminal-binding protein 2-like
Exons: 10
Coding region: 256-4029 (1257 amino acids)
Molecular function (GO): oxidoreductase activity, acting on the CH-OH group of donors, NAD or NADP as acceptor; transcription corepressor activity; NAD binding
Source: RefSeq, a predicted model, not a curated record